CAGGCAGAGGCCGUGUUGGGGCGCCGGGCUCGUUCGCAUAAAGUUGAAGUCCUGGAGGCUCGUCGGUCUACGUUUGCCUGUUACGUAAGCAGGGUACUGGGUUCGACCCGGGUUCGCGUCGGUGCCAGUAUCGCGAGUUGCUUGCUCCUUGCGUAUCUUUUUGCUGAAAACAGUGAGCUGCAGGCCGAGAAGAUGAAUUUGUCCAAGUUAGCUGCCACCCAACUGAAGAGCGUCUCAACAGGAGAGAUGGUGACGCUGGGCUCGCUGUGGGCCGACCAGCCGACGGUGGUGACCUUUCUGCGCCGGUUCGGAUGAGUGUUCUGCAGGCUGGGGGCGAAGGACCUGAGUGCCAUCCACCCCCAGCUGAAGCAGCACGGCGUCCGCCUCGUCGGCGUCGGGCUGGAGGAGCUCGGACAGGAGGAGUUUGUCAAGGGACAGUACUUCUCCGGAGAGCUGUUCGUGGACCUGAAGCAAGAGACGUACAAGGAGAUGAAGGUGAAGAAGCACGGCUACUUCAGCAUCUGGCCCAGCGUGUUCGGCAAGAAGGGACGCGACGCCAUGAGUCGGGCCAAGACCCUGUCGAUCGAGGGCGACAUGAAGGGCGACGGCUUCACCAUGGGCGGCACGUUGGUGGUCAGCGCCGGCGGGAAGGAGACGCUGCUCCAUUUCAAGCAGGAUGGCCCGGCCGACCACGUCGAGAAUGGCGCCGUGCUCAAGGCGCUGGGGAUCGACGCUGCGCCGCCGGCGGCCGCCGACAAGCCGGAGGCGGCCUGCGAUGAUGCGUGCCCGCGCUAGACGUCCGCGCGGCGGCGUGCUGCGGUAGCGGCGUGGCGCGCGCCGGCGCCGGCCGGCCGGGCCGCAUGACGGCGACGGCGCAAAGUCCGCGGACGGCCUCCGCCCGAGGCUGGGCCCGGUCGGCCGGCCGCCGACGCGCUUUGACGCGUCGCCCCCCAGCAGGCUGCCCGUGCCCGCGCGCGCUGCUCGACCAUCUGUCUAUGUCGGUUUUUGGUGUCGCUGUUGUGGCGUUGUCGAUGUUUUGUCGCAGCGCGCUCCGUCGUCGUGUGGAGUGGGCGCACCGUGUCCUUGUCGUCGAUGUACUCGUGUCUGCGUGUCGACCGAUCUGGCCUUCUGUUGAUGUCCGGGGCCCGAGCCGAGUCGAGCCGAGGCACAGGACUGUGAUGUUCUCUUUGCUACUCUACUGCCUGACGGCAUUGUUUAUGGAAAAUACACAUGGUAUACUGACUCGGUGCUUCAGCGUGUUAUCAACACUCAGUUUGGUCUAAUCAUCAUACUUGUUACCAGGCGGGGAGUAUAGCGUUGGUGAACCCAUGUCAGCCUAUGAAAAGACCGUGAAUUACAGCGAAAAAGGGGUUCUUUGUUGUAACGCAACAUGGUAAUAUACGCAGUACCUUU
Pollicipes pollicipes is the source of this 1413-nucleotide messenger RNA. Its product is annotated as prostamide/prostaglandin F synthase. The transcript has 5 exons. Bases 490 to 795 code for a protein of 101 amino acids. NCBI's taxonomy places the organism in Eukaryota, Metazoa, Arthropoda, Thecostraca, Pollicipedomorpha, Pollicipedidae. The record is from RefSeq and is a predicted model, not a curated record.